Messenger RNA from Melospiza georgiana, 1242 nucleotides. RefSeq names its product interleukin 1 receptor type 2 (gene IL1R2). Gene Ontology annotation, molecular function: interleukin-1 binding; interleukin-1, type II, blocking receptor activity. Lineage: Eukaryota; Metazoa; Chordata; Aves; Passeriformes; Passerellidae. The record is from RefSeq and is a predicted model, not a curated record. The transcript is spliced from 9 exons. Bases 1 to 1242 code for a protein of 413 amino acids.
AUGGCUGAAAGACUACAGAAACACAGAUUUCAAAACAUUUUCCUUCCACCCUCUUCUUCUGACUUCUUGUGGAAAAAAAUGCAUGGGCUCUUCUUUGUCCUGGUGAUGUGCACAGUAGGUGCAUCUGCUUUCAGACUCCAGCAAGUCAAGAACACAGAAAACUGCCCAGAUCACACCGUGUUUUUCAAACACUACUAUGAACUGCAUGGAGAACCUGUGGUUCUGAAAUGCCCUUCCCCCAGAUACAAACAUUUGGAUUUCUCUGCCUUGACCCCUAAUAUCACAUGGUAUAAAAAUGGUUCGAACACCAUGAUAUCAGAAAGAGAUGAAGAUUCAAGAAUCUGGGCAAAAGGAAAUGCACUCUGGUUUUUACCAGUGAGGCUAGAAGACUCAGGAGUAUAUAUCUGCACAAGAAGGAACAACUCCUACUGUGCUGAGGUCUCCAUCCACCUCACAGUUGUGGAGAAAACAGCUGCUUGGGAGAUUGCCUAUCCCCAGGUCCUCUUCACUUUCACCGCUGGAAAGAUUGUUUGUCCUGACCUGUGGGAUUUUACACCAAAUAGGACAAGCCUGGAGCUCAAGUGGUACAAGGAUGCUCAGCUUUUGGAAGAGGACAAUGAAAGAUUCAUCAUUCUGAAUGGUUCAGCAUCUCUGAUCAUGACAUCUGUGCUACCAACAGAUGCAGGGUAUUACACCUGCAAGAUGUCAUUUCCAUUUGAAGGUGUGGAGUAUGAAAUCACCAGGACAAUUCAACUGGAGACUGUUGAACAAGAGAAGAGAAUUACCCCGAUAAUUGUGUAUCCAUCCCAAAAGACAACAUCAGCUGCUCUUGGCUCCAAGAUGACUCUCCCAUGCAAAGUGUUUGUUGGGCUGAGCAGCCAUUUCCAAACUGAUGUGGAAUGGCUGGCAAAUGACAGCAGCGUUGAUGUGGUUUAUAAACAAAGCAGAGUUACAGAGGGGGAACGACAAGAAAUUGUAGAAAAUGGUGAAAACUUCAUUGAAGUACCACUGAUUUUUGAUUCUGUUGAAGAAGUGGACUUUUACACAGACUUUACCUGUCUGGCCCAGAACAGAUAUGGAUACCAAGAACUGCCAACAAGGGUCAAGCAGGAAGCUGCUGGUCUGUCCUGGUACAUUGCAAUGAUUCCUGUUGCUCUGGCCUGUUUGAUCGUGGGAGGGAUAUGCAUGCACAAGUGCUGGAAGAGUAGAGCUGAUAAAGGUUAUACAAUACCGAAGGUUUAA